CACACAAAGCAAACAAACAAACGAAGUUUAGCUAUUUAUUUAAAUGUAAUCAAUUAAUCAACAUCAACUCGAUGACUUCUUCCAUCAAAUGCCGUAUCUGUAUUUGCGCCAUUGAUGCAACUGUUGGCAGCUACGAUAUGCAGAAACUGCCUCUCGUGGCGCACAAGUUUGUUACCUGCACCGAUCUCGCUGUGGAGGUGCAUGAGCGAGUGCCCAGCGUGCUGUGCCAGGCGUGCUUCCACCAGCUGGACCAGCUCUAUGCAUUCCGUGCCAAGUGCAUAGCAGCUGACACGAAAUGGCGAAUGCAAAUACUGGCAUUCUGUGACGAUGAGGAGCCCACAUACGACUUGGAGGCGACGCCCACAACAGUGGAAAUUGUGGAACUGAAGCUGAAGCAGAGAAACGAAAAGAAGGUUGAAAAACAGGUGGAAAGUAGAUGUGAAACGACUGCAACAGAUAYCGAUUCGGAUCAUUGCCAUACAUAUGAACAGCUUGAGCAGCUCGACGAGGAUGUGGACGAUGUUACAAGUAACUCACCGCAGCCACCCAAAGAGGUCUUCAAAUGCAACAUCUGCGCAGCACAAUUCCUAAAUGAGAAGCGCCUGCAAUCGCACAGCCGGCGACAUGGACAGAUGCCCUAUCCCUGCACCGAACCAGGCUGUGGCCAUGGCUAUAGCCACAAGCAUACGCUCUCUCUGCACAUGCGCAAGUGCCACAAGCUGGGGAAGGAGCACAAGUCACAUGUGUGCGAGUUCUGUGGCAAAGUCUUUGGCACCAUGGCGCUGCUCAAGAACCAUCGCUUCACCCACAAGGACAAGCUGCAGCAGCCUUUCGCCUGCGAAGAGCCCAGCUGUGAGCGACGUUUCGCCACCAAGCAGCUGCUCAAGAUACACAUGAUGCGCCAUGCGGGCAUCAAGAACUACACUUGUUCAUAUUGUGGCGUGCAGAAGACGACGCGCACCGAGCUCAAGAUCCACCUGAACUAUCACACGCUGGAGCGCACCUAUUGCUGUCGACUCUGCUCCAAAGUAUGCUACAGCUCCAGCAAUCUGAACAAGCAUAUGCGUACGGUACACGAGCGAGCGCGGAACUAUACCUGCCGCUACUGUGAGCACGCAUUCGCUCAGCCGGAGACGCGCAAUCAGCACGAGCUUAUCCACACGGGCGAGAAGCCACACGGAUGUCCAGAAUGUGGCAGACACUUUAGACAAAAGGCAGCACUGCGUGCUCAUCUCAAAAUACACACGCGACAGCCUAAGCAGACAGAUUCGACAAUUGAAAUCGAAACGCUCGUGGAGAUUGAAGAUGCUAGCGGUGUGCUGCAAGGCGAAGAUCUAGAGUAUGGUUGAGGGAGGGUAAAUGAAACAAUUUAGGGGUAUUCGAAAGCAGAUCACAUAGAGAGUGAUGUAAAAAGAACAAAAGAAGGCAUCUAAUAAGAGAAGCUAGACAUCUCGCAGAGCCAGAGAGAGAGUUUAUCAAAGACUUGUGA
This is a messenger RNA of Drosophila arizonae, 1489 nucleotides long. RefSeq names its product zinc finger Y-chromosomal protein-like. Gene Ontology annotation, biological process: regulation of transcription by RNA polymerase II. Gene Ontology annotation, molecular function: DNA-binding transcription factor activity, RNA polymerase II-specific; RNA polymerase II transcription regulatory region sequence-specific DNA binding; zinc ion binding. The record is from RefSeq and is a predicted model, not a curated record. Gene Ontology annotation, cellular component: nucleus. Lineage: Eukaryota; Metazoa; Arthropoda; Insecta; Diptera; Drosophilidae.